CGAGACAAUAUAGAAAAUUUAUUUCCUACACCAUGAAAACCGGUGUGCAAGCCACAUGACCACGUAAGGCGGAAUUCGUUUGUAUUUGUUCCCAUUUUGGUGUAUUAUAAAAUUUUUGUAUUGUAUUAGGAUAUUGUCGCUAGAUCUGCUAAAGAAUUAAAAUGUAUUCGUUUUAUGGCAUUUCAGACUGAGUUUAAUUUCACCAAAUGCUUUUCGUCGGGUGGCGAUGAGCUAAGGCAAAGGGAGGGAGAAAAGCUGCUAAAACAGAAAAGUGCAUCCUUAGCUUUCAACGUUAAAGAUAUGUUUGAAAUUUUGCGACACAAGGAAAGCCGCAUUUGUCGAGGUUGCGACGACACCUUUCCUACACAGGGAAGUCAGGUUUCUAGCAUUGACAAAAUCGCGAGCGUACACUGGUUCACAGCUACACCAGAUCCGAGCAUGUCUUACUUCAAACCGUUCGUGUUUACACCUAAUCCCCAAGUAUCGCCCCACACGGAGAGUCCUGCCGAGCCAAAAAGGGAGCAUCGCUUGUACAAACUGCAUGCCGAGUCCGUGAUAAAGACCAACAACAAGAACCUAUCAAAAAUAUUUAGAGACAUGGAAAAUGAACAACUUGCUAAAACCUCGGAAUUUAUGAAUAAAUAUGAAACUGGCCAAGCGACACUCGAAGAACUGAACAACUUGAUGCAUGUUUGUGUCGAGAAUGAAAUAAAACUAUAUUAAUAGAUUAAGUAGCUAUAAAGUAGUCGUUGUUGUGCAGUCCAUGUUAUUACUUUCGUUUUUCUUAAGAGGGUAGUCUUUCCCCUUCGUUCCCACUAGUUCUCUUUAGUUGUAUUAUAGAACUACUGGAACUUUUUGUCCCAGUUGUUCUGUUAAAUAUAUUUCAAUAUUAAUAGAACUUAUGGGAACAAAUCAGUCCAAGUAGUUAUAUUGGUUUAGUUCUAUUUUUAUCCCGAAUAAUAAAUAAUACCAGGUGCCUCUUUUUCAAAUGAUUUUUAUACUUAAUUUAGAAAUUUUUGUUUCCAUUUUGCUUAGCCGUGCCCUGAUUAUAGAUUUUAUCCUCUAUAAUAUUUUUAUAUUUUGAAAAAUUAUAGUGAGAUGAUUUUAUUUUUAAGAUUUUUAGACGUUCCUGUUUUUCAGGGCAGGAAUUUUCUCUAUGUUUAUUUUGAACUUCGUAAAGUAAUGAAAUUUAUUUUAAAGAAAUCUGUACAUAUAAAUUUGAAAAAUUAAUCAUGAUUAUUCUUAGACUUCUAUUAUUGUUACGAAAAUAAUAUCGGUUAACUCAUUUUCAUAUGAUUUUAUCCUUAAGUUACCCAGUUUAAGAACAUACAAUUAUGUGAAAUCUAUCGAAUGCAAAAUAUUAAUAUAUCUAAAUUUGUCGUGGUUGCGAAGUGUGGGAAUGAAGGGUCUUUCCAGGCUUUGCGGGCUCGUUACUUAUUUGAUAACAUUAUAGCUAGAGACAACAACGAGAUUCUCUAUCUAUAUUGAAAAUUUGUAAGCACUGAAAUGCAGCAGCUGUGAUACGAUAUCACUAGGUUUUUUUAAUUAAACCGAGUAACUGGACGAAUAAGGCGUGCGCCUGGUGGUAAGCGACAGGCCUGUCCAUAACAGUUGCACUGCCGUGUCUCGCGUGUCUGACGAAAAUCGCUCUUCAAAGUUUUUUUAGUAAUUUGCUUUUAUUUUACAAAGAUUUUGUGCAAUUAUUGAAAAACAAAACGUAAAAUUAUUGGUAUGGGUAAAGGGCUAAAGAAUGGGGAAUGUUUCAAUCUUCGAAAAAGUAUCAAUUUUUUCAGUUAAAGUUAACCCUUAACUCAUGUAUCUUAAGUAACAGAUGCAGGCCUCUCAUGGCAGUGCAGUGCCACUUAGUGCUUUAAAUGACAAAGAUUUGAGGAGUACUGCCGCUGCGACCGUCACCCUGAGACAUAAGUUUUCCCUUCAAAACCGAAACGCAGUAAUGGUCACAUUACUGCUUGGGGGCAGAAAUAGGUAAUGUGGCAGUAUUUCCAUGGACGAACUCUUUCAAAAGGAGCUCUACUAAGGUGACUUAACGAUCGAGGCACCAGACAGCCUUUUUAAUGUUAUGGAAGAAGGGUAAAGUACCAAUAGCAAAUCCGUGAUUGUUCCCCGGCAAACGGGGACAAGGUCACAGCAAGACCAAAAAAUCUUCGCUGCGUCGGCCUCCUUUGUGAAAAAAAUUGUAAAGGUUGUAAAUGAAACUGAAGAGAAAUUAUGGAAUGUACAAACAAGAUUUAGGAAAGGAAGUCAAUGUAUAGAUCCUUUCAUUGCCUGAAAAAUUUUGACAAAAAGUCCACUGCGUAAACUUAGAAAAUGCUUAUUAAUAGAACAGUAAGUAAUGAACUGUGAAGACUAUCCUCUUAAAGGCGAAAGCGCAACAUUGAUACGUAAGAAUUUUUUAAUUCUUUAUUAGUAUUUAUAAAAUUGUACGCUUCAACGCGAAUGCACCUAUGUACCUACCUACUUAGUUAGUGUAUAGGAUCACAAAAAUUGAAUUGAAAUGAAAGUCGGUAGCAUAGUACAGGAUUAUUUAUAUAAUAUAACAUGCAAACAUCAUUUGUCGUGUUCAACGUUUGUAAGAAAGCUCUCAAAAUGUAUAAAGAUGAUAAGAAGUAAGUAAGAAGAUAAUUCAAUCUCGUACCGGGAAGUAUUUUUUUAAAUACGUACCUAAAAUUUAUAUUUAAUAAUAGCUAUUUAAUAAAAAUAGAAAAACUUUUACAUACUUCUAAUGGAGUCACCACACUUAUCGAUACGGAAUCGCAUUAAGCCGGUCGGAAAAACCUUUAGACCACCUUUCCACUAGAGAUGUGCUGCCUUUCCACUAGAGAUGUGCGACAUAUCGAGGCGGUGUGCGAAGAAAAAAUCCACCAAUAGGAUUACUUCAUUUUCCUAGCCUCGCUUAGCGCAGCUCUGGUGGAAAAGGGUUAGCGGAGCUAUGUAUUUGUACUUACACAAUAACGAGAAAUGUGUGCGAGGAAUGUGUGCAAAACGGUGUAGGAAACUAGAGCUACUCAAAGUAUGACACUAACUGACAC
Hyposmocoma kahamanoa is the source of this 3050-nucleotide messenger RNA. Its product is annotated as secernin-1-like. The transcript has 3 exons. Gene Ontology annotation, biological process: proteolysis. The record is from RefSeq and is a predicted model, not a curated record. Gene Ontology annotation, molecular function: dipeptidase activity; cysteine-type exopeptidase activity. Bases 175 to 723 code for a protein of 182 amino acids. Lineage: Eukaryota; Metazoa; Arthropoda; Insecta; Lepidoptera; Cosmopterigidae.